GACGGAGCUGACAGUGGACGGAGCAACAACUUCCAGCACCAACACCCAACAGUGUCGGUUUCAAGCCAAGUGCCGCGCGGAGGUGGAGGAGGAAUAGCUCUGCUGCUGCUCUUGCCCAACCGUUGUGUUCACUGUCUAGCUGUGUUUGUGUUUGUGCGCGCUCGUAUUGGUAGAUAAUAAAUUCAGUGUGGUGAGAAGCGGGUGUGCACAGCCUCACCCUCCACGUGUCAUAGCCGCCGUCCAUCUUUCGUGUGCCUGCUGGAAGAAGGUGUACCCUUCAAGGCCUACUUGGAGGAAAAAGGGUUUUCGCCGCACGAGCUGUUCUGACACGGGGCUCGGAAGUAACUUGGAAAGUAACCGCACCGCUAGUAACUUAUGUAAUGGUCGUCGUGACGAGUCCGGAGUGUGGUGUUUGAAGGGUUUCCCGGGGAAGUUCUCCAGAAGGAAAAACCAAGCUCCUUUGGUGGGUGGGUGUGAACCCAGUCCGGCCAAAAGCUCUCCUGGAGCGAGUGUGUGAGCGUGCGGGCUCGUGUGUCAUUGUUUGAAGAAACGCACAGUAGGCGCUGCGCGCUAGGCGUGGUGUAUAUGCAGUUACGAGGUCGGACUUGAGAAUCCGAGUGAUGGAGUGACGUACGGCACACAGAAGAAGAAGCGAGCGGGUGUGCGUGUGUGCGAGUCUGUGAUAAGAAGAUUAGCUCGAGCUUCGGGUUUUUUUUUCGACAAAGAAGGCGGAAGUUUGCGCGAGCAGUGCCGAAAAGUGUCAGUGUCGUAGUGUGCGUAGCAGUGCCGAGAAGAACAAUGGAUAAGUCUGGCGAAGGAGGUGGCGGUGGGAGUGGGGAUUCGCGGGACGGCGGGCCGUCCCCGUCGACCUCGUCUGGCCCAUCGAUUGGGUGUGGCUCGGCCAGAACCAGUUCCAGCUCCGGCAGCGCGUCCGCCGUCGUUAGCCCGAUGACGCUGAACGUGACCACCACGACCGGCGGCAGCUUCUCCGUCGUCGUGGACGGCGAAAACUCGGUCGAAAACCUGAAGAAAAUUAUAUCGAAAAAGCUGAAAGUCUCCAAGGACCGUAUCUGUUUGCUGCACCGCGAGAGGGAACUUCACGACGGAUCGCUGCGCGAUAAUGGUCUCAUGGACGGGUCAAAGUUGAUUCUGACACCGAACGUCGAGACGGGGUUGUUGGCCCAGCGCGCUGAAAACACGGUCAUGCAGGCGCUGGAAUCCCUCAACGACAACCAGGUCAACGACUUCCUGAGCGGCAAAUCGCCGCUCAAUCUGAGCGUCCGCCUCGGCGACCACAUGAUGCUGAUUCAGCUUCAGCUGAGCACCCUGAAUCCCUCGUCCGCCAGCGGGAGUCGGUCCAAGACGCACAAAAGCCGAACGGCCAUUACGGCGGGCGGGUCGUCCAGUUCCGCGGCGGGCAGUUCCGGAUCUUCCGGGGUUGCGAGCGGCUCCCGAAGAACCGCCGGCAGCAUUCCGAUUGGAUUCAGGAGGGUGGCUGAAAGUCGAAGUUUGGUGGAACGGGUCGGCGAGAGUCAAACGCUGACGAGGCAGGACAUCGAGAACAUCCACAGCAUCGUGAAGAACCUGGCCGAGAGUGAUAACCCGACGGUGGCCAGCGUGGUUGAGAGCGAGGUGUCCGGCGAGCAGUCCCCGAUCAAGUCACUGUCGAACCUGGUGUCCAGUUCGAUCAACACGAACAACAACCCGGAACUAACCUGUACGGAUCCGAUCAGCGCCAACCUGACCUCGUGUCUGUGCAAACGACUGGACUCCAACGACAACCACUCGUGCGAGUCCAACUGCCGCGCCGCCCCGGAACCUCAACCCUCAACCUCCUCCUCGUCAACCCUGCACCGAACCGCACAAAACCCGAUCGCCCGCCACAAGUCCAAGCUUCAAACGCUCAAGAAGCACAUCAGCUUCGAAAGCAGCAGCAGCAGCGCGGUCACGCGGAUAGAACCGGACCAGGUUCACCCGGUGUCCGCGCCCAGCUCGCCCCAACCCGGCCCCAGCCGUGUCCUCGACCCCAACUCCGUCGUCGAGAACCCCGCCCUGGCGGAAGCGUCCCGCAACCUGACGCAAACCCUGCGCAAACUCUCCAAGCGCGUCUUCACCAGCAGCUCCGGCAGCAACAAGACCUCCUCCUCCGACGCCCAAACGUCUGCGGCGCAAGCCGCUCAAGACGCGGCGGCGGCAGCGGCCGCUCGCAGUUCGGCCGUCAACUCCGGCGCCGUCAUCGAGUCGAUGAAGCACCACGGCAAGGGCAUCUACUCGGGGACGUUUUCGGGCACGCUGAACCCGGCCCUGCAGGACAAGUUUGGCCGGCCCAAGCGCGACAUCUCCACCAUCAUUCACAUCCUGAACGACCUGCUGAGUGCGGCGCCGCAGUGUGCGAGGUCCGGCACGAAGAUCUACUUUGAGCCGUCGUCGACGGCGGCUGCCGGUGGGACGCAGGGCGGAAGUGGAAGCGGGUCGGCGGGGCAGGGAAGUAGUGGAAGUGGAGGAGCGGCGACGUUUACGACGCCGGUGGCCGCGCCGAGUCCGAGGCUGGUGUCGCGAUGUAUGCCGACGCCGAUCCAGACCAAAAAGUUCCCCAGCAACGGAACCAUCACAAGCCAUCAGCACCACCAGCAGAGGGUGGCGACAUCGUCGCCGCCGACCUCCCCCGCCGUUAAAAUCCAGUGCAAGUGUGGCCACCCGCUGCUGACCCCGACCGGCCCGGCCAGCCAGUGCCAGCGGUGCGCGUCCGAGCUGGAAAACUCCAAGACCAAAUCCAAGCUGGACAGCCUCCGGCUGAUAAUGCAGCAAAAGAAGGAGCGCCGCGAGGCGCGGAAGCAAAAGUGCGCCCCCUACCCGGUGACCACUCCGACCCUGGUCUUGCCACCACCGCCGACGGCGGCCAGUGGGUCGCUCCGACAGGCGGCGCCGCCCACCCCCGCUCCCAUUCCCAGCAGCGCGCCGGCAGCCAUUGUUGGCGAGCCGUCGAGCAGCAGCAGUUCGCAGGCCGCUGGAUCGGCCACUGCGACGGCGACGGCCACGGCGGCUGCAACGACGGAGGCGGCGGCCGCGGCCGCCCAAAGCCACCAGCUCGUGGAGGAGGUCGAUACCGUCGCGUAAGGUGUUUGCUCUCGCACUCGAAGUAGGCACUGCAAAAACAUGAGCUGAAGCUGAGAGGAGAGAGAGAAAAAGGGGUUUUGGGAACGGAACGAAACUGUUUCUCUCUUUGAUAGAGCGCGAGUAGGCGGUGAAGGGAGAGAUAAAGAGAGUGAAGGGGAACUCACUCUCUGGGGUUCUCUCUCUCUCUCUCUCUGUUGGGAGGUUGUGAUGGUGUGAGUUUUUGUGCGAGAGAAUCUUGCUUGUGGAAAGGCUGAGUUUUGACUCUCUUUUUCUUUCUGUGAUGCUCAAAUUUACUCAAAUGAAUGAUGAUUGUUUGAGUCAGCACCAUCUGGUGGUGAGCAUUUGUUUUGUUGUUAUAUCAGGGCCAACAAUAUUUUGGUUAUGGAUUUUGUCUCAUUGAAAAUCUUCAAUUUAAUAAACUAGAAGUCAAUCGGUAAAAAACAAUUCAAAAUAGUCUACAUGUCACUGUGCAGAAUCACUAAUUCGAAUUUCACUACUUCAAAUGCCUGGUAGUUCGAACGUCAAAACAUGUAGACUAAUUUAUGUUUACAUUGUUCGACGACUUCUGAGCACGUUUUGUGGUUCUUUUGAUCAGUUUCAUUUGAAUUGUAAAAUUUGCGUUUUUUUUUAAAUAUUGGAUCAACUGAAAAACUUUAAAGCUUCAUUUAAAAAAAAUGAUUUUUGUUUUGAUAAAAAAAAUCUUUGUACAUUUGAAAUUAAGAGGCAGAUUCUCUAGCAUUUCAAACAAAUUUUAAAUUUUUUUUACGAUCUUUAAAAUGAUUCCAUCACGAAUGUUACCCUUUUGGGAAAUUACCCGAGAUGUUGUCCUAAGGUUUCCGCUUAGGACUCUCCGAACAGAGAGCAUUUGUUAACUUGAAUAACACAACCAAAUUUUACGAGAAAAACUAUUUUUGACCACUUCGAUCAACUGACGAAAAUUACAACAAUCAUUUGAUUCAAAAUUGUCUCAUUUGUUUAAUUGAAGCAGUUAUUAGACUAUGACAAACAAACACACUCGCACUUUUUGACAGUUUGGCAGUUUGUCUGUUUUGUUUGUUUGCAGGAACGUCAGCCUGCAUACAUUUAGAAUUUUGCAAGUUUGCGAAAAAAAGCGAGUUUGUUUGCUUGUCAUAGUCUAAUACCUGCUUAACAGAUAAAUUUUGACGUUUGAACGCUUUUGAGUUCAAAUGCGAUGCAAAUUUAAUAACGCUUCCCUGUGGAUUUCGGACAUUCAGUGACAAUAUCAGUGUCUUGGUGUUGGAUUUUAGGUCAAAGUGAACCGAUGCUGGACAUAAGAGCUCCGUUUUGGACAACACUGUCCCUGAUUUUUUGGAUCUUGAGAAAAGAGAGCUCUCUUUUUGGACUUUGAGCAUGAAAAUUUUGGACAUUAGGACGUUGGUAUUGGACAUUAGGGUAAACAGCCCUGGUUUUGGAUAUUUGUUUUCAGAUAAAGAGCUCUUAUUUUUGACAUUAGAACAAUGAAAUUGGACAUUAGGGGAAAGUGAAUAUUUUUUUAGAAAAAGAGCUCUCAUUUUAGACAUUAGGACAAAAAAAUGACAUUAGGGAAAGUGCCCUGUUUUUGGAUAUUUUUUUUUAGGUCAAGAGCUUUGAUAUAGGACAUUAGAACAAAAAUAUUUUAUUUCAGGGUUUGUUUUGAAAAUAUUUUUAAAAAUAAAGAGCUCUGAUUUUGAACAUAAUGACAAUGAUUUUGGACAUUAGGGUGAAGAGCCCUGUUUUUGGAUAUUUUUUUCAGAUUAAAACUCUGAUUUUGGACAUUAGGACAAUGAUAUUGGAAAUUAAGGUACAAAGCCCUGUUUGUGGAUAUUUUCCAGAUAAAUAGUUUUGAUUUUGGACAUUAGGGUAAAGAGCCCUGUUUUUGGAUUUUUUUGUUCAGAUAAAGAUCCUGAUAUUGGUGAUUAGGGUAAAGAGCCAUGUUUUUGGAUUUUUUUAGAUAAAGAGAUCUGGCUUUGGACAUUAGGGUAAAUAGCCUUGUUUUUGGAAUUUUUUUUCAGAUAAAUAAAAAAAGGGGUAAAGUUCCCUGUUUUUUUUUAUUUAUUUUUUUAUAAAGAGCUCUGAUUUUGGACAAUCGGGUAAGAGCCCUAUUUUUGGAUAUUUUUUCAGAUAAAAUUCUGAUUUUGGACAUUAUGGUAAAGAGCCCUGUUUUUGGACUAUUUUUCAGAUAAAUAAUUUUGAUUUUGGACAUCCGGAAAAUGAUAUUGGACUUUAGGGUAAAGAGCCCUGAUUUUAAGUUUUCUUUUUAGAUAAAGAGCUCUGAUUUUGGACAUAAGGGUAAAGAGCCCUGUUAUUGGAUAUAAAAUUGGAUAUAAAUAGCCCUGUUUUUGGACAUUUUUUUCAUAUAAAUAAUUUUCAAUUUGGACAUUAGGACAAUGAUAUUGGACAUUAGGGUAAAGUUCCCUUUUUUUAUUAUUUUUUAUAUAAAGAGCUCUGAUUUUGGACAUAAGCAUACAGAGUCCUAUUUUUGGAUAUUUUUUUCAGAUAAAAACUCUAAUUUUGGACAUUAGGGUAAAGAGUCCUGUUUUUGAACAUUUUUUCAUAUAAAUAAUUUUGAAUUUGGACAUUAGGACAAUGAUAUUGGACUUCAGGGUAAAGAGCCCUGAUUUUGAGUAUUCUUUUUAGAUAAAGAGCUCUGAUUUUGGACAUUAGGGUAAAGAGCCCUGUUAUUGGAUAUAAAAAUUGGAUAUAAAUAGCCCUGUUUUUGGACAUUUUUUCAUUUAAAUAAUUUUGAAUUUGUACAUUAGGACAA
Messenger RNA from Culex quinquefasciatus (southern house mosquito), 5881 nucleotides. It is a transcript of the gene stx, whose product is annotated as midnolin homolog. The record is from RefSeq and is a predicted model, not a curated record. Lineage: Eukaryota; Metazoa; Arthropoda; Insecta; Diptera; Culicidae. Gene Ontology annotation, molecular function: protein binding. Gene Ontology annotation, cellular component: nucleus. The transcript is spliced from 4 exons. Bases 799 to 3117 code for a protein of 772 amino acids.